GAUCUCUGAUGACAGGGACACUCAGUGCUCGAACGAAAGACAUUUAAUGUUCGUUUACCCACAAUCGUAUGUAGUAUCCGUUUUGUAGUAUCUCGCCCUUUUCGAUCUCGACUUUCGUAACUUAGUUACUUACUUUCGACUAGUUUUCUCUACUGCCGGCGUUACCUCUUGGGAAAUAAAUUCAUGGCAGGGACUAUUAUUAUGUUGUCUGUUCAUCCCUCACGGGGACUCGUGGACGAAAAGUUCCGAGUGGAGGUGGAGAAUCUCCCCCCUGCAUGCCCAGUGACUCUGCACUGUCUCCACCGCUCCGAGGACCAGGACCACUGGGAAGCCUUCGGGCAUUACUGCAGCGACCACAGCGGGACGGUGAAAGUGUCUGAAGAUGAAAGUUUCGGGGGAACUUACAGCGGAAGGGAAUGUAUGGGACUGCUGUGGAGUAUGCGACCCGUUCCAGGCAGUAGAAGCGGGCUUAGGUUGAGAAAGACGCACGUUGACGUCCCCAUGACGCUGCUAAUAUCGGUGUACAGAGGUCACCUGACCGCGGGCUUCAGAGAGCUGCCUCCCGUGGCCUCGGUGGUAGCGGAGAGAUGGUACAUGGCGCCCGGCGUCAAACGCAUCGCAGUCGAGGAGCGAGGAGUCGUUGGCACUUUCUUCAUUCCUCCGGGCCCCGGGCCCUUCCCCGGUGUGCUGGACAUGUGGGGUGGGGGAGGCGGACUGGUGGAGUACCGUUCAGCCCUGCUCGCGUCCCACGGUUUCGCGUCCAUGGCCCUCAAAUACAUCGACCCUGGGGACACUCCCACGGAUAUGGCGAUGGGCUACUUUGAGACAGCGUUUCAGAUCAUCCAAGACCACCCGCAGGUUAUCACCGACCGGGUGGGCAUUCUUGGCCUUUCCUUUGGCACUUCAGUGGCCCUGACUGUAGCCGCUUACUCCCAGAUCAGCAGACCUCGUUGCUGUGUUUGUAUCAGCGGCAGUCACGCCUACCCAAUAACCACACCCAAGGAUGUAUUAGCAGAGGCAAGGGUUAGGAACAAUGAGAAAGUUGGGAAGGAUGAAGAAAACAACGUGAUAUGGCGAAACCUAAUUCUACCGAUCCCCACGGACCCAGCCUUGAGAGUUGACGUGGGGAGAAUUGAGUGUCCGCUGCUGCUUGUCAACGGGGACGACGAUCAGAACUGGGCCACUACAGAGUCCGCAGAGGAUAUAGCCAAUAUGAUGUCUGUUGCUGGCAACAAACACCUUCUGACCACCCUGACGUACCCCAAAGCGGGUCAUCUUAUCGAGCCCCCCUUCACCCCACACAUCAGGGCCAGCAACUUCAUCGUUCAACAUACCAGAGAGAAAGUGAUAAUGCUGUGGGGAGGAGAGCCCAAAGGUCAUGCAGUUGCUCAAGAAGAUUCUUGGAAGAGGAUCUUAAACUUCUUGAAGGAGCAUCUGUGUAUCCAACCCACCCUGGCUCCCAAGGCCAAACUAUAAAUGUGUCACACACACGAGUUUUGUUUUUUUGACAUUAAAAUAUAUACACGUAUGAAGCACGAAAUGGUCAAGAUGUGAGCCCGAAACUAAUAAAAUUAAUCCAACUAUGGGCCAUAGAUAUCGUACACAACUCAUGAAAUAAAACAGUAACAUCCGGGUGGCGUGUAGACCAAACGUCCAGAUUGGUCGAUUUAAAUGCGCGCUUGUUACAUAUUGGUUAUCAGUCAAGCGUCUGCGUACUUUGAUUGUUCCAGGUAAAUGCAAAACAAAUGGCGACAAAAUAUGUUAAUAUUUUCUUUUCGUAAUAUGAUAUAAAUGUUAUUGAAAUCGUUCGAUAAGAUACAGUUUAAGAUAAGAUAAAGUUGAAUGAAAAUAGCAAGAAAAAAAAAAGUCUGUAAAUAAAUGUUUGUUAACAGAUUGAUCCAGCCCAGUAACAGUUUAAAGGGAAACUGUAAAAAAUGACUCCCCUCUAGUGGUACAAUUGUAUAUUGCAUUCAAACUAAUAGUGAUCGCUUGUUAAAAAACUACGGUGGGCAGUAAUUGCCAAGAAGCUGUGUCAUGACAUCCAAUACUACCUCAUCGAGUCAUUCGAGUGAUGAUGAGGUUUGUUAUUGCAAACAAAUUUCAAACUGCAUUGAAUCAUUAGUGUAAGCUAGUGAUGUACGAGUAAUUACUCCUCGAGCAAGAUAGUGAAUUAUUUCAGUCAUCAUUCACGCUGGCUCAGAAUGAAAACGCGUUUGCAUUUCCUGUAACACGUAGCGCUUUUGUCCCUCUCGGCAGUUCAUAGACCGGAAGAACAUGGAAGCCUCCAUGAAGCUUACCCGUCCUAUGUAACUACAUAUUAAUUAUUCUUCGCUCAGGAGGAUAAGUGUGAUUUUUGGCAGAGAUCAUUUUACACCAAUGAGGACUUAUUUAUAAAUGAAUACGUUGAUUUGAGGUAAUAAAUUACUUAAAAUAUUACACAGUGUCCCUUUAAGGUGCAAUGAGGUUGUAAUUCCAGCCAUAGAAAAGCAAAUAAGCAAAGUUUUUUUAUUGUUUACAUGUUAGAAAUGAAGACAAUCAAUCAAAACUUGAAAAUUAAAGAUAGAAAAAAAAAGGGCUAUUUAAAUUUUGAUAUUUUAAUAAACAAUCAAAUUGGCAUUGCUGGAAAUAUUAUUCCAGCCAUGACUACUAAAAUACAACAGAUUUUACAACAAAAUUCUAUGAACGAAAUUCAACGUGGAAGGAAACAAUCAAACCAAUGUAUAAUUCCAUACACAGUAUUUUUAUGCAAGUGAAAAAAAGA
Gadus chalcogrammus (walleye pollock) is the source of this 2761-nucleotide messenger RNA. Its product is annotated as acyl-coenzyme A thioesterase 1-like. Bases 184 to 1476 code for a protein of 430 amino acids. Gene Ontology annotation, biological process: fatty acid metabolic process; acyl-CoA metabolic process. Lineage: Eukaryota; Metazoa; Chordata; Actinopteri; Gadiformes; Gadidae. The transcript is spliced from 10 exons. Gene Ontology annotation, molecular function: fatty acyl-CoA hydrolase activity. The record is from RefSeq and is a predicted model, not a curated record.